AUGCCGCCUUCGCAGUUGAAGCAACUGAAGGCGUCUCUCCGUGACAGCGGAGUCAUUCGCCAGCAGCAAUCCAAAAAACAAAAACGCCAGAAUGCAAAGACCGGCGCCGGCGCCCAGAACCGCCUGCAGCGCAAUGCUGCCCUGCAGGCGAUCCGAGAUCGAUUCAACCCUUUCGAGAUCAAAGUGGCAUCGCGCAGCAAGUUCGAUGUGACCACUCGUGAUGUGGGUUCGAAGACGACUGCUGCCCGUUCAAGACCUGGAGUGACCAAGUCAAUGGGCGAAGAGAAGAGACGCCAAACGCUCCUCCGAGAGAUGGAGAGAAAAAACAAGGUUGGCGGUAUUGUUGAUCGUCGGUUUGGUGAGGACGAUCCCACCAUGACGCCCGAAGAGAGAGCCGCCGAGCGGUUUGCCAGAGAAAGCCAGAAGAAGCUGCGCAAGGAAUCGAUGUUCAACCUGGAAGAGGAUGAAGAAGACGAUUUCAAACUAACCCAUAUGGGUCAAUCGUUAUCUUUCGGCGACGGUGCUAUCCAAGACGACUUUCAGGACGAUGUGGGCGGUCUAGAGGAGGAGGAUCAAUCCGACUCGGAAUCGCCACGGAAAAGGAAAAGAGAUAUGGACGAGGACGAAGAACUGGAAGACUAUACCUAUGAUGACGACGAGGAGGGAGAGGAUCAGCCGGAAAGGAAGAAAUCAAAAAAUGAGGUCAUGAAGGAGGUCAUCGCCAAAUCUAAGUUCUACAAAUUGGAACGGCAAAAGGCCAAGGAGGAGGACGAUGAUCUUCGCGAAGAACUCGACAAAGGACUUUCCGAUCUCUUCGACAUGCUUCGCGGGGUGAAGGCUCCAGCGAAACCCGAGCCAGCCAAGGACGAUCUGGAGGCGAUGAACCCGGAGCGCGCAGCCUUAUUGAAAGGAGAGUCGAAACCGGAUGCCGAGAGAGAAUAUGAUCAGCGCCUGAAGCAGUUGACUUUCGAUAAACGCUCUCAGCCAACGGAUCGUACCAAGACAGAGGAAGAGAAAGCCGAAGAGGAGGCGCUGCGACUCAAGGCCCUCGAGGAAGAGCGCCUUCGGAGAAUGCGGGGUGAGCAGCUGAGCGAUGAGGAGGAAGACGAGGAGGAGGAUAGCGAGUCAGAAGAAGGUUCCGAAGACGAAUCCAUCCCCGAUGAUGCGAUGGCCUUUGGAUUGCAGCAGCCCACUGCUGAGACCAGCGGACGUCCAGAGCUUGGCGUCGAGGAUGAGGACGACUUCAUUAUCGAUGACGACCUUGUUGAGACAAGGUCCGAUGUGAGUUUAUCAUUCGAUGAAAGCGAAGGAGAGGAAGGGUCUUCUGAAGUAGAAUCAGAUGAAUCAGAUGAGGAGGAGGAGGACGAGCUCAUCAAUGGUUUCACUCUACCCCAAGACAAAGCUGGAGCAUCCGCAGCCGAGGGUACACCCCAGUCCAAUGAAGAAUUGGCGUACACAUACCCAUGCCCCAGUGACCACGAAGCUUUCCUGGAGAUUGUCAGGGAUGUUCCGAUGAAUGAUCUCCCGGUUGUCGUUCAGCGUAUUCGUGCCUUGCAUCACCCCCGUCUUCACGCUGACAACAAGAUGAAGCUGGGGCGGUUCGCUGCCAUCCUGGUACAGCAUGUCGCCUAUCUGGCUGAGCAGCCCGAGCACCCUCCUUUCAGCAUUCUCGAGAACAUCUUCCGUCACGUCCACUCUCUCGCCAAAUCUCACCCCGAAAAUGUAUGCAUGGCGUACAGAAGCCAUCUCCGGGAGAUGUCAACCGAGCGUCCUCUCGGUCUGCGUUCGGGAGACCUUGUUAUCCUGACAGGUAUUGCGACCACCUUCCCAACUUCGGACCACUUCCAUGCCAUUGUUACGCCAGCACACCUGUGUCUUGCUCGGUUUUUGGGUCAAGGCGCAGUCGAUUCACUGGUCGAGUAUGCCACUGGUGCCUACGCUGCCAGUCUUUUCCUGCAGUACCAGACUGUUUCGAAGAGAUAUAUGCCCGAGUUCAUGAACUACGUGCUCAACGCGCUCUGCAACCUUUCUCCGGAAGAGCCCAAGAGCAGCCUUGGACUCUUCCCAGCAAGAGGCGCGCAAGAAGCCCUGCGGCUAACCCCAUCCAAACAGCUGUCUCUCCGCAAGCUUCAAUUCUGGGACAUGGCCGACGCGCCCUCCGACCAGCACGCACAGGAAGAGCUGAAGCUCUCCCUCGUCAACACAUUCGUCACACUUCUCUACUCCGCAUCCGACCUGUGGGCAAACAAAUCGGCUUUCUGGGAAAUCUUCUCGCCGGCGCAGCGAGUGCUCCGCCACGUCAGCAAGACCUGCAAGGGCAAGCUCCCACUCGCCGUGCAGGAUAACCUGCAAGCCACGCUCGACCAGCUGGACUCGCACCUGGCGCGCGCGCGCCUCGCCCGGCGCCCGCUGCUGCUCCACCACCACCGCCCGCUGGCGAUCAAGACCGCCAUCCCCAAGUUCGAGGAGACCUUCAACCCGGACAAGCACUACGACCCCAACCGCGAGCGCGCGGAGCUCAACCGGCUCAAGGCGGAGUUCAAGCGCGAGCGCAAGGGCGCGAUGCGCGAGCUGCGCAAGGAUGCCAACUUCGUCGCGCGCGAGAAGCUGCGCGAGAAGAAGGAGCGCGAUGCCGAGUACGAGAAGAAGUACAAGCGGCUCGUGGCCGAGAUUCAGAGCGAGGAGGGCCGCGAGGCCAAUGCGUACGAGAAAGAGAAGCGGAAGCGUCAGGGCAAGUGGUAG
This is a messenger RNA of Aspergillus clavatus NRRL 1, 2742 nucleotides long. Its product is annotated as snoRNA-binding rRNA-processing protein NOP14. The coding region runs from base 1 to 2742 and encodes 913 amino acids. Gene Ontology annotation, biological process: maturation of SSU-rRNA. NCBI's taxonomy places the organism in Eukaryota, Fungi, Ascomycota, Eurotiomycetes, Eurotiales, Aspergillaceae. The transcript is spliced from 2 exons. Gene Ontology annotation, cellular component: small-subunit processome; nucleolus; Noc4p-Nop14p complex. The record is from RefSeq and is a predicted model, not a curated record.